AUGAUCAAAGCCUUGUUCAAGCAGCGCCAGUCUACUUCAGUUGAGCCAUGCAUCAAUUACUUGAUGGAUAAUGCGUUUGGGUCAAGUAGGAGGAUGCGCAAGUCUGGACGGAAGGGCACUUGCCAUGGCGAAUCAGCAGAGUGGGUAAAGCUCCUGACAGAGGAACCAUAUCUAGAUGACCUUUCUUCCUUGCUGGUAAAGGAAGUUGAGCGAGCCACCCCUGCACUUGUCUCGUUCACCUCUAGUGUUGUUGACCAGUACCAGUGGGAAAGGAUAAGUGGAGUGACUGUCAAAAAUGAGAAAAAUGGCGAAAGAGUAUGCGAAACCAAACUAUACUCUUUGAUUGGAGGGUUUGUUGGAUCAAUCUCUGUUAAUUUGUUGAUGGGGAAGACUCUACUUGACGUUUACCCGAACGUUCUACCCGACCUUUCGAUAUUCAAUAGCAAAUUCAAUGCUAUGCUGCUUGGGAUCCAACGGUGGAUCCCAUUCCCCGGUCUUGUCAAUGCCUAUCUCGCUCGACGCCGCCUUCUAGUCUGUCUAACUGUCCACAAUGCUGCUUUUAGCCAGCUAGAAAACGGGCAGGAACCCCAAGUUGUUUGGCGGGAUAUGGAUGAUGUUUCUCCGGCGGUCCAGGCCCGGAUGCGUACACGCAUCAAGGGAGGCUACUCUGCUGAAUAUGCCGCAUCAGAAGACUUAUCUUUACUCUGGGCAAUUACCUUGAGAGCGAACGCUUUGAUAUUCUGGAAUCUUGUGCAUAUCUUGGCUGAUGCCAAAUUACACGCGGAGAUCCUGAGCGAAAUUGCUCCCUACGCGAAACUUAUACGCUUGGAUCCUAGCGAGACAGGGUUUGGCUUGCCAGAACCGCCGCGAGUAUCUUUGGAUAUUCAUAAGCUCGUUGGAUCUUGUCCUUUACUCAUAGCUACGCAAAAAGAGACCAGUCGACUCUAUUCCUCCCCUUUCACCUACCGAAAAGUCACAUCCGAUAUCAACCUCACUGAGUCCGACGACGACGCAUCUCUCGCGUCCAGAGAACCCCAGACCUAUCGUCUAUCUGACGGCGAUUACGUCGUCAUACCGCACUCACUGCGAAAUAGGGACCCGCUUUACUGCGAGUCACCAGACAAAUUUGAUCCACGACGACACCUAGACAAAUCUACACCGGAGACUAAUGAGGCCGUGGAUGGAAAAGAUCAAACACUAUCAUCGAAAUCACAGGAAGAAAAGAAGUCCUCGCAGGAUGCAUCAGACGGAACGGAUAAUUAUUCAGCGGGAUGGGAUGAUCCCGCUUCCACAUGCUAUAAACAGGAGCAAAGGAAAGCAAUUGCCAUUUUAGCUGCGAUUUUGGUGACAUGGGACAUUGAGCCUGCAAACGGAAAGGGCUGGAAAGUGCCUAGUCGAAGGAGUGGAAGUUUGGUGGAUGAACCCAAGGAUGUACAGGUUAAGCUCAAGAUGAAAGCCUAG
Molecule: messenger RNA, 1461 nt
Organism: Arthroderma uncinatum
Lineage: Eukaryota; Fungi; Ascomycota; Eurotiomycetes; Onygenales; Arthrodermataceae
Exons: 1
Coding region: 1-1461 (486 amino acids)
Molecular function (GO): monooxygenase activity; heme binding; iron ion binding
Source: RefSeq, a predicted model, not a curated record